Molecule: messenger RNA, 533 nt
Organism: Pogonomyrmex barbatus (red harvester ant)
Lineage: Eukaryota; Metazoa; Arthropoda; Insecta; Hymenoptera; Formicidae
Gene: dsx
Product: transcription factor doublesex
Biological process (GO): sex differentiation; regulation of transcription by RNA polymerase II
Cellular component (GO): nucleus
Molecular function (GO): DNA-binding transcription factor activity, RNA polymerase II-specific; RNA polymerase II cis-regulatory region sequence-specific DNA binding
Source: RefSeq, a predicted model, not a curated record
CGUAAUACUUGACCGUUCGAUAACAUUAUAAGUGGUUCAGUUCAAUGGACGCUAGAAACUCCGACAAUCAGAGAGGCAACUAAUUUAGGUCGCUUAUGAUGUCUCUAACUUUAUGCUACAACGGAAGCUUGAGAAAAGAAGAAGAAGGCUCGACAGUGAAUGGUAUUCAUUAUCUUCGCAGGAGUGUCAUUCAUGAUGACUCAAUGUCAUCAUUCAUGAUGAUCCAACAAGCGGCAUGCAGUUAUCUCUCGCCACCAAGGGUUCUAAGAGGUCCAGAUGAGAGACUACUUAUUGGAAUAAAAUCGCCUCAGGAUCCAUUCCAAAGUUUACCAGUUUGGCCUCCUAAUCCCCUACCAAUAUUAACGACAAAUACGUUUCCGUUCCCUGAAAACUCAUUUAAACCUCGCACUGAGCCAUCUCCCGAACCUCUCUCUUCUACCGAAACUCCUACUGAAUCCUCUGUUGAACAUUCUACUGAACAUUCUAUUGACCCUCCUACUGAAUCUUCUACAUAUUACUGGUUUUUCUCGUAA